Molecule: messenger RNA, 643 nt
Organism: Ipomoea nil (Japanese morning glory)
Lineage: Eukaryota; Viridiplantae; Streptophyta; Magnoliopsida; Solanales; Convolvulaceae
Product: kirola-like
Exons: 2
Coding region: 27-476 (149 amino acids)
Biological process (GO): defense response
Source: RefSeq, a predicted model, not a curated record
CACUAUAUUACUCUCUUUGAUAUAAGAUGGGUCUAAAAGGUAAGGUACUUGUCCAGGUAGAGAUAAGCUUCCAUGGAGACAUUUAUCAUCAACUCUUUAGUGAGAGACCACAUCACAUCCCCUCCAUGUGCAAAGGUAUUAUUGGUGUUGAAGGCCAAUGGGGAACUGUGGGCUCUAUCAUCCACUGGAAAUUUAGCCAUGAUGGGAAAAGCAAGACUGCAGAGGAAGUGAUUGAGGCCAUAGAUGAGAAGGAGAAAUUAGUGAAAUUUAAAGUGAUUGGAGGUGAAAUCUUGGAAGAUUAUAAGAGUUUUAUCAUAAUAUGUCAAGUUCAUACUAAUGAUGAUAACCAUUUGGUGACAUGGACUAUUGAGUAUGAGAAGCUGAAAGAAGAGAUUCCUGAGCCAUUCUCUUAUCUCGAAUUUCUUCUUGAUAUUACCAAAGACAUGGAGGAUCACCAUGCCAACUUGAAGCCAUGAAUAUGAAAUAAUAAUAAUAAUAAUAAUAAUAAUAAUAUUAAUUAUUAUGUUAAAUGGAUGCUUUGUGAUGUAUCAGUGCUUCUAUAUUGAAAGUGUGUUACGUAAAAUAAAGCAAGGAAUUAUUUCCUUGGAGUUUGCAUAAAAGAUCAUAAUGAGUUAUUGUAGUA